Messenger RNA from Larimichthys crocea (large yellow croaker), 1449 nucleotides. RefSeq names its product glucosaminyl (N-acetyl) transferase 3, mucin type (gene gcnt3). NCBI's taxonomy places the organism in Eukaryota, Metazoa, Chordata, Actinopteri, Sciaenidae. The record is from RefSeq and is a predicted model, not a curated record. Gene Ontology annotation, cellular component: membrane. Bases 115 to 1395 code for a protein of 426 amino acids. Gene Ontology annotation, molecular function: acetylglucosaminyltransferase activity. The transcript has a single exon.
GACUCAGCUUGUGUUCGUCUAUAUAUUUCUACUGAGUCACAGAGGUUAUCAGCUUCUCCUCAUUUAGCACUGAAGACAAGAUCAUCUGUGCUGCAGUCACCCCAAUCAAAAGAAAUGUUUUUUUCAAGGUUUCUAAGGGAUCGGAUACUGAAGAUCCUCUCUUUCCUCAUGAUGGGUACGUCACUUUCCUUUGUUUUUUGGAAAACUGGCUCUGACUGGCUGUCAGUGUCUGGUCUCAGAAUACCACAGGAGUUUUCUCGUGACCUGCCUGGCUGCUUGGCUAUCAUCAAUAAGAACACAGAGGGAAGGAUAGGAGAAUUGGAAGUACUUCUGUCAUCGAGGAGAAGGGAAAAAUUUUUAUCUGAGGAUUUCUAUCUCAAUGUGACAAAGGACUGUCCAGCUUUUAUUGAAGAGAGAGGCUUCAUUACAGUGCCUCUCAGUGAAGAGGAGAAAGACUUCCCCAUUGCUUACUCGAUGGUAAUCCAUGAGAAGAUUGAGAUGUUUGAGCGACUUCUACGAGCUAUUUAUGCUCCUCAGAACAUCUAUUGUGUGCAUGUGGACAGGAAAUCCUCAGAAACAUUUAGGAUAGCAGUGGGGGCAAUUAUCUCCUGCUUUCCUAAUGUGUUUAUAGCCAGCAGAUUAGAAAGCGUGGUAUAUGCUUCAUGGUCUCGGGUGCAGGCAGAUUUGAACUGCAUGGAAGAUCUGCUGAGCUCACACAUCCAGUGGAGGUACCUGCUUAACACCUGUGGGACAGACUUCCCCAUCAAAACCAAUAGAGAGAUGGUUCAGGCGCUGACGGCCCUCCAAGGGAGAAACAGCAUGGAGACUGAGGUCACAAGGGAACACAAAAAAGUCCGUUGGCAGUAUCAUUACAAUGUCACUGACGUGAUCACCUGGACAGAUGUAACGAAAAGUCCCCCACCCAUUAGUGUCCCCAUGUUUCAGGGAAAUGCUUACGUUGUUGUCUCAAGGGCUUUUGUGAAACAUGUGAUGGAGGACAGUGAGGUUCAGAAAUUUCUGGAGUGGGAGAAAGACACAUACAGCCCUGACGAGCACUUGUGGGCCACUCUACAGAGGAUACCCUCCGUUCCCGGAUCAGUGCCUGCACACAUCAAGUAUGAUGAGUCAGACAUGAAUGCCAUUGCUCGUGUGGUGAAGUGGGGUGGUUUAGACGGAGAUGUGAGAAACGGGGCUGCAUAUGAUCCUUGCACUGGUACUUUCAGAAGAGGAGUUUGUGUUUAUGGAGCCGGUGAUCUCCAGUGGCUCCUGAGACAACGCCAGCUCUUUGCAAAUAAGUUUGAUCCUGAGGUUGAUGAUGUUGCUAUUAGAUGUUUGGAGUCAGUUCUGCGUUUCAGGUCGAUAUUCCACGGUUCUGAAAACCUGGUAAUGACUUGAAAUGUAAAAUAUAAUCUAUUAAUAAUUACAACAUUGCAACAUACGUCCAUACUA